GAAGGCCGCCGGACGGGCCGCAUGCUGCAGGCCCCACUAGAAUUUCUCGCUCGCUUCCCCGCCAAGCGCUCCCCGCCUUCAAAACCGGCAGAAAAAAGUUGGGAUUUUGUGAACCUCGAGAGUUGUCGCCCGGCUACCGCGAAUCGCUCCUUCCAAACAGCCGAUUUUCGAUCCGUUAUCUUUUCCAGUCAUCCUUACCAUCGAAUUCCCCACUCAGAUAUCGACCAUGGGCAAAUCAUCAAAAAAGAGGGAGCGCACCGACGAGGAUGUCGCCGACAACCACGACGCCAAGCCCGCCGUCAAGAAGAGCAAGCUCGACAGCACCGGCAAAGCUGAGGUCACCAAGAAGAGCUCCAAGGUGAAGGAAGUCAAGCUUGAGCCUGUCGCGACCGAGGAGGCACCCAAGGUUAAGAAGGAGAAGAAGGAUAAGAAGGACAAGAGAGACAAGAAGGACAAAAAGGAAAAGAAGGAGAAGAAAGAGAAGAAGUCCAAGAGCAAGGACGUAGCAGCCACUCCCGAGUCGGACGAGCCCGCGCCAGCAGCGGCGCCUUCAGACCCGGAACCGGCUGAGGCCGACGAGGCUGCUACCAACGGCACUAACGGGACCAACGGGACCAACGGGACCAACGGGACCGCCAGCGCCGACAAGAAGAGCAAAAAGAAGAGCAAAAAGGACAAGAAGAAGAAGAGCAGCAAAGACAACGACACUCCCACCACCGAAGCCACCGCCGAAGAGCCCGCCGAGGAAGCCAACGGCGACACCAACGACACCACCACCACGGGCGGCAAACCCAACCGCUUCAUCUGCUUCGUCGGCAACCUGCCCUAUUCGGCCACCGCCGAGGACGUGCGGGCGCACUUCGCGACGCUGCAGCCGACGUCGGUGCGGCUGCUGACGCAGCGCGACGACCCGUCCAAGUCGCGCGGCAUCGCCUUUGUCGAGUUCGCCGGGUACGACCACAUGAAGACGUGCCUCAAGAAGUUCCACCACACCGAGUUCGAGGAGCGCAGCGCGGCGGGGGCGAAGGCGAAGGGUCCGCCGAGGCGGAUUAAUGUCGAGUUGACCGCUGGCGGCGGUGGCAAGACGGCGGCGCGGCAGGACAAGAUCAAGCAAAAGAAUGCCAAGCUCAACGAGGAGCGGGCGAACCGGAUGCAGAGGGAAGAGGAGGCCAAGCUGGAGAAGGCGGCGACGGGAGGCAAGACGCAGGAGCAGCGGGACGAGGACUCGAUACACCCGAGCCGGCGGGCGCGGGUUCCGUACGGGAAAGGCUGAGACUGAGCAGGGAGGGCGGAACGGUGGAAGCGUACCUUACUUACCUCUAUACGUAAAGAUACCCACUUUCUACGGAUGAAUAGAGUUUUCUUGUUUCACC
Chaetomium fimeti is the source of this 1373-nucleotide messenger RNA. RefSeq lists its product as uncharacterized. Gene Ontology annotation, cellular component: nucleolus. The transcript is spliced from 2 exons. Gene Ontology annotation, biological process: ribosomal small subunit biogenesis. NCBI's taxonomy places the organism in Eukaryota, Fungi, Ascomycota, Sordariomycetes, Sordariales, Chaetomiaceae. Bases 227 to 1273 code for a protein of 348 amino acids. The record is from RefSeq and is a predicted model, not a curated record. Gene Ontology annotation, molecular function: rRNA binding.